CAAACACACACACACACAUAUUCAAAGAGGUCAGCUCGCGUGCUGCGACUUGAAUGGGAUAUAACCGAGAGCCGCGAGACUCAAUAUAAGAAGCAUAGGAACUACUCGUUGUGCUGUGUCACACAAGGGAGAGAGCGGCGACGACGGCGGGGCAAAUUCCAGCCACUCCGGCGUUUAUUUGGGAAGAAGAAAAGGAGGGAAGCAGAACUGUUUAAGGGAUCUGAACUUAAACAAAGCCAUUCAACUGAUGAUGUUUGGAAUGGGGUGGCCUCAGCUAACGAAGAGAACAAUCAGUAUUUAAGGGAGUUAAACACCCUAGGUUCUCGAGCUUUUUCACACGAGAGUGUAUUUAUCCCUGAGGACUCCGAGAAGGCAUACUCAGGGCAGACAAUGUCCCUGGAGAAUUUUUCAGACAAAGUCAGGAACAUUCAGAUGCAAAUUGGACAUAAUAUCAAGUUUGGUCAGAGACCCCCUUCACUUAGGAAGAGUGAGGGAGAUGAAGGUAGCUCAGAUGAAGAAGAGGUACCACAAAGUCCAUUGAGGGUUGUUGCUCAGGUGGAGAGUGAGCCACAGGAGGCGGAAGCCAAGGAAAAGGCUGUCAGCCAUGAUGUAGUCCAGCACAGCACUCCAGUCCAAUCCCCACGCACAAAACUCCCACCUCCCCCUGGUACAAUUGAGUCCAUCAAUCUAGAUGCUGUUCCUCAGUCGGUCCCACGCUUAGACAACACUGCUGCCAAACACAAACUGUCUGUCAAACCGAAGAACCAGAGGGUGUCUCGCAAACACAGAAGGUUCACACAGGAUUUUCAAAAAUUGGAUCUCUCUGAAAUGCAAGAGGAAACAGAAACACAAAUACACGAAGAAGUAUUUGACUUGCCAAGUGAGGACUAUAACAUUAUGCAUAGGAUCAAAGAAGAUUAUGAGCCCACUGAGAAAUACAUUAGAAAGCAACUUCAUGAGGAGGAACAAGAACGGCUUGAGGUUCAAAGAAGUGAACAAGAGGAAGAGAGAAAUAGGGAGAAACAAUUGAAGAUAAUUGAGGAACAGAGGCUAAAAGAAGAACAAAGGCAAAAGAAAGAAGAUGAGAGGAAGCAACAAGAAGAAGAGGAGAAAAUAGCAACGGAAGAGGAACAAAGAAGGAAAGAAGAGCAUCGAUUAAGACAGGAGGAAGAGAGAAACAGGCAAGAGGAGGAGGAAAGGAUGAGGAAAGAGGAAAGAAGAGCAGAGGAGAGAAGGCGGCAAGAACUUGAGGUAGAGCGUUUUCGUCUGGAAGAGGAAAGUAAAAGGGAGCAGGAGGAGAGAAGGAGAAAGGAGGCAGACAAACUUAAGAUUCAGGAGUUAAAGGAGAAACAAAAGAAAGAAGAAGAGCAAUGGCUUAAUGAGGAACAAAUACGCCAACAGGUGGAAGAGGCUGAGAGGAAAAGACAAGAAAAAAAGAGGGAGGAAGAGGAAAGAAAGAGGCAACAACAAGAAGAGAAAGCAGCUGAGAAGCAAGCGAGAGCCACUGACCCAGAGUGGAAAAGAAAGGCAGAAGAGCUGCGAUGGAGAGAGAUGGAGGAGAGACAAAGACCCUUCACUUUUAAGGUGUCCUCGGGUGAGAAGCAGAUACUCUUCCAGAGGGUCAACCUUACUCCAGUUAUUCCAGCAACUGGCCAACAAAGUGAAACAACAGCUGAAACCAGGGAGGGAGCCAAAGCCCCUUCACCAGGAUGUGCUGAUUCGCCUCUGUCUUCAUCUCUUUACGUCCCUCAUACUGCUAUUCUUGUGACAGGGGCCCAGCUUUGUGGAACAGCAGUCAAUCUUGAUCAGAUCAAGGAUACAGCUUGCAAGUCCCUUCUUGGUCUUCCUGAAGGCAAAAAAGCCAUGGGCAUUCCACAAACCAAGAGCAAAACAUCUCCAGAACGUAAAUCUGAAAAAAUGAAAUCCUCAUACGAGUCUUCCGUAUCUGCAGACCAAUCCAAUGCUGCUGUACUAGCGGAAUGGGCAAGUAUCCGAUCCAAAAUAUUUAAGGGUGCCGAUGAUGGAAAAUACAAUGAGAAUCUAGAUGAGAGUCGCAAGCAGUCCAAGAGCAGACCAAUAAGUGAGGAUCUAAACACAGUGCCAUUGUCUCACACCAACCUCAGGAAAACCUUGUCAGCCAGUGCUAAGUUUUCCAUUACCCCAGCCAGAAAGAAAUUCGCUGCUUCUAACAGAAACUCCGAAAUUUUCAGACAGGUAGGAAGAGAGGGUGAGAACACAGAAACGACAUCUAUAGAAACUCCCUCUGUCCAAAAGGUAGAUUUGCCUUCUGUAGGUACCAAGAUCCAGAACAGGGGAAAUAAGUUUGUCCGUAUUGCAGAUAGUCCUGAAGAAUGCAAGUUUGCCAAAGACUUCCCUUCCUUUCUUGUUCCAAGUCCACCACAUGGAACCUCCAAAUCACAGAGAUCUGAGACUGGGUCCCCAAGUUACACAGAAUCAGAAGACUCAGACACAAAGUAUGAAGGUGUUCAGAAGGAUCCGAGUUGUAAUGAGACACCCUCACCUUUUGGAAUCAAGCUGAGAAGAACCAACUACUCUCUUCGCUUCCAUAAUGAACAAUCUGCAGAGAAGAGGAAGAAAAGGUACAGUGCAGGAGACAGCUUUGAAGGGGUCCCAGUGCCCUUAACCUCCAUUGACAAAGACUCUGACACAUCUACACUCUCUGAAAAGUCAAGCCCAGCUUCUCCCCAACAAGAGACUGAUGGACACCAACCCCCUGCAGCACCAAGUAAAGAAUCGCAAACAAAGUUUUUCAUAAGUAAUCUCCCAUCAGCAUACAAUGAAGGUGACAACAUUGUCUCAAAGCCUCCACUUUACCAAAAACCAUCUACCUCCCCAAAACCAUCUGAAGGUGCCACACCUCCACACUCUCCUCUCCCAAAACCAGGCAGAAGGACUUCAGGGGACAUGAUUUCCCAAAGAACAGGGAAAUUUGAACAGGUAGCUGCUGAGUGGAGCGACGAAACUUCAGCAUCUGGACCAUCCCGGAGAAAUGGAGAGGAUGAGGUAAAAGAGAAGAAGUCAUUUUUUCCAUCCAUCAGCAUCCCUUGGAGAGAAAAAACAGAUCGCAGGACAGAACUUAUUAAAAGAGAAAAACUCUCUCUGCAGAUCAGACACUCCCUUGACAGCUCACAAACACAGGAGAAAGAGGCAGGACCAUUGUGGGUCAAUCUGGCACUGCAGAAACAGAAAGGAUUCAGGGAACAGCAGCAGAACCGAGAGGAGAGGAAAAGCCAGCGAGAGGUUAAGAUGGCUGAGAAACAGGAUAGAGACAGAGCAAGCGUUGAAAUGGUCAGCCCCACUGAAUAUAAAGGCAAUAGAAGUUCAAGCCCCCCCAAGCCUCAAACUGCAGAUGAGAAUAAGAGACCAGACACACUCCUGGCCCGCUUUGAACGACGCGAGAACUUGAAGAAAGCCAAUACCUUACCCAGCUCAGUCACAGUUGAAAUAACAGACUCUACACCCUCUCCGCCAGCAACGAAGGAUGUGACAAAGCGCUUCCCGCCUGGUGACACUACACAGGUUUCUACUGAGCCUGCCUGGCUCGCCCUCGCCAAGCGUAAGGCCAAAGCCUGGAGUGAAUGCCCACAGAUCAUCAAGUGAUC
Messenger RNA from Xyrauchen texanus (razorback sucker), 3623 nucleotides. Its product is annotated as capping protein inhibiting regulator of actin dynamics-like. Lineage: Eukaryota; Metazoa; Chordata; Actinopteri; Cypriniformes; Catostomidae. Bases 391 to 3621 code for a protein of 1076 amino acids. Gene Ontology annotation, biological process: negative regulation of barbed-end actin filament capping; maintenance of gastrointestinal epithelium. The record is from RefSeq and is a predicted model, not a curated record. The transcript is spliced from 9 exons.